This is a messenger RNA of Angiostrongylus costaricensis, 390 nucleotides long. The record is from the annotation of a GenBank genome assembly. Lineage: Eukaryota; Metazoa; Nematoda; Chromadorea; Rhabditida; Metastrongylidae.
AUGGAAAUUAUUGUCCCUCUCCUUAGGCCAAGCUGUUCUGAAAGCUCUCAAACAGUAGUUGCUCGCGUGUUUGCUUCCACUAGUGCCCCAAUUCGUCAUCGUCAAGUUCAUUGGGUCUUCUUCAUCUUCAAGGUCCAAAUCCAAAUCACCAGAUGGGAACGUCAUGAACCGAGUGACACACUAAGCUGUCAUCUAAUAAUGAUCCGGCUGCCUGUUGUCACAAAUCUCUCAUCGACUGUCGAACUCUAUGUUUGUUUCAGUUGUGAUCAUUGGAGGAACAACGGCUUUUGCAAUAACACCUUCUACUCGACUGCUCAGAGGAGGUUUUAUUGUGGUAAAUUUUCUUGCAAGAAAAAAGGACGAGAGGGAUAUCUUGGGAGUUUUCCAUGA